ACGAGGCUCUGUCGCUCGGUGCCCAAGAAUCAAGCCACCACCGUUGCCUCUUACACGCUUCCGGUUCUUCUCUCGGGAGUAUCCAUGACGACCACGACGUCGGAUCUCGCGGAGCUCCAAGCACGCGUCGAGCACUUGGAACGGAUCCGGUUCGCCCGUAGCGCUCCCACUGCCGCCACGGACGACGACGACGACUCUCCGGAUCGUGUUGUGGUCACGGUGGACGACUCGAUGCGACGAGCCCGUGCCGCCGUCGAACGCGCCGGCUUGUAUUCGGCGCGUUGGCGCUGGGUACCCGCACCCUACUACACUUGGACCUUACCGGAACGGGCCCGGGAACUCGGGGCAUCCUCCACAUUGCAGCUCUGUAAGUCGCUCCUUCUGGACAACAAAAAGUGUCGUGUGUCACAAGCGGACAACGCAUACGACCCGACCUAUCCCAAAUUCGUUCUCGUGGUGAUUCAGUACGGAGCCACGCUGGACGUGAAGAAACUGACCGCCACCAUACGGGCCCGGCGACCGGUGCCCACGCGUUACGACGUUGGACGAUUCGAUUUUCGCAUCGCCUCGGCGGAAGACAACGAUCGUGUCACCGGCUACGCGCACAACUCCGUGACGCCCUUUGGAUUGGUGACUCACGGGACGGUGCCCGUGGUCUUGGCGCAAGCCAUUGCCGAAUUGCCCCAACGCUUCUUUUGGAUGGGAGGCGGUCACGUGCACCUCAAACUGGGCGUGUCCGUGACGGAUUUUCAACGAGCCCUACAACCUAUUGUGGCGGAUAUUAGUCAAGAACGGGUCGGCGACACGUCUGUAGCAGAUAUGAUGGAAGGUUAG
Molecule: messenger RNA, 834 nt
Organism: Phaeodactylum tricornutum CCAP 1055/1
Lineage: Eukaryota; Bacillariophyta; Bacillariophyceae; Surirellales; Neidiaceae
Exons: 1
Coding region: 85-834 (249 amino acids)
Molecular function (GO): aminoacyl-tRNA deacylase activity
Source: RefSeq, a predicted model, not a curated record